This is a messenger RNA of Fusarium pseudograminearum CS3096, 1002 nucleotides long. RefSeq lists its product as uncharacterized. Lineage: Eukaryota; Fungi; Ascomycota; Sordariomycetes; Hypocreales; Nectriaceae. Bases 1 to 1002 code for a protein of 333 amino acids. The record is from RefSeq and is a predicted model, not a curated record. The transcript is spliced from 2 exons.
AUGCCGCACGCAACUUCCAUUUCCUCUCCACCAAGAAUGUUCAGCCGUAUCAAGGAUAAAUUCUCCACAAAGAAGUCCACGAGAGAAUUGAAGACGCAUUACAACGAAAUCAACAUGGGUAACUCAAACACAACUCCCGGGGGCUACCCCAGCAAUAAUAAUCCCUUCCUCGAUGUCCCCAACGAGGCACCUCCUGCUUAUGAACCAUUUACCAAGUCCUCUAAUCUCGACAUUCCUCGUCGAGCUGCUUCUCCAGCACCCAGUGUCUCCAGCGUAACAAGCGCAGAGGACAAAUAUGCUUUCCUUUCGACCUUUGAUACCGUCUUUAUCAUCGACGAUUCUGGUUCCAUGGCCGGCCGAUCGUGGAGAGAGGUCCGCGAAGCACUUAGUGCCAUCGCACCAAUCUGUACAUCUCAUGAUCCUGACGGUAUCGACGUUUACUUCUUGAACCACCGAUCGAAUGCCGUUGGAUCUGGCACCCAAGCCCCUGGAGGAUACUACAACAUCCGCGACGCUAGACAAGUCGAGCACCUCUUCAGAUCUGUUCGCCCCUGCGGUUCCACACCCACCGGAGCUCGUCUGCACAGCAUUCUCAAGCCCUACGUCUCGCACAUCGCUCGCCGCGCUGAGAACAUCGACUCGACCAAGCCGGUCAACAUCAUCAUGAUCACCGACGGAUGUCCUACAGACGACCCAGAGAGUAUCAUCGUGCACCACGCCAGGAAGCUCGACCAGAUUGAGGCGCCUCCUCACCAGGUUGGAAUCCAGUUCUUCCAGGUCGGAAACGAGCUUGGCGCAACAAAGGCGCUCCGCGAGCUGGACGAUGAUCUUUCAGGGCAGGGUAUCCGCGAUAUGGUUGAUACAGCCACAUGGAACUCUACUACUGUGACAAACAGCCAGACUUUGACUGCAGAGGGCAUUCUCAAGGUUGUUCUUGGUGCGGUUGUGCGACGACUCGAUCGUCGGUCUACUCACGGCACUCCUCAGGGCCGCGCUCACUAA